AUGCCUCCCCGGAUACCCGCCCCGCAGGGGCUUCGCAGCCUCACGCUGUGCAUGCGCCCGACCCCAACAACCUCCACCCCCACCCCGAGCCGGCUCCCGGUAAUCCAAACGGCCAACAUCUCCAACAAGGAAAAGCGGAGGAAGAUGAAGCAAGACCCUUACGGUUGGGCUCAGGCACAGCAGCGCAAGAACGCCCAUCUCGAGCGGCGCAAGGAGAUCGACGCCGAGGAAAAAGCCAACUACGGCAGCCCCGUGCACGGCAUCACGACACCCUUCGUCGAGUCCUUCGACUCCGCCGGCCAGGAAGCCACAUCACCCGAGAGUUCCGAAUCCGGCGGCUCGCACCCCUUACCGACGUCGCCGCACCUGCUCAACUACCUACUCACCAAGGAAGAGCUGGAGCGGGCGAUCGAGCACUCCCGGCGGGUGACACAGCCACUGACGGUGGAGGAGAACCCGAAGCUCGACCCGGUAGGGGCGGAGCUAGAAAUGGACGACCACAAGGAACACCACGCCAAAGCGCUGAUCGCGCUGCAGCGCAUCACAGACCUGCGGAACGGCAGCGCCAAAGACCGCAAGCACGCCAAUAUCCGGCGGUGUAUUGAGGAGUUUGGCCGACACAACACGGAUCAUAAGCUCGCAAACUCGGCGCCGCCGCCGGGGCGGAACCAGGUGCCGGAGCCUAAGCCGGUCCGGGCUGGGCCUGAUACGGGCAGCAGCGAGGUGCAGAUUGCCAUUCUGACUACCAAGAUCCGGGCGUUGGCGAAGGAGCUGGAGGGGCCCAAGGGGAACAGGGAUAAGAACAACAAGAGGAGUUUGCGGACGCUGUGCCACAGGAGGCAGAAGCUGCUGAGGUAUAUGGAGAGGAAGGAAAGGGGAAGCGGGCGGUGGCAGUACCUGAUCCAGACUUUGGGGUUGACGCCGGCGACAUACAAGGACCAGAUCAGUAUCUAA
Dichotomopilus funicola is the source of this 954-nucleotide messenger RNA. RefSeq lists its product as uncharacterized. Bases 1 to 954 code for a protein of 317 amino acids. Gene Ontology annotation, cellular component: ribosome. Gene Ontology annotation, biological process: translation. The transcript has 2 exons. NCBI's taxonomy places the organism in Eukaryota, Fungi, Ascomycota, Sordariomycetes, Sordariales, Chaetomiaceae. The record is from RefSeq and is a predicted model, not a curated record. Gene Ontology annotation, molecular function: structural constituent of ribosome.